Molecule: messenger RNA, 366 nt
Organism: Dracunculus medinensis (Guinea worm)
Lineage: Eukaryota; Metazoa; Nematoda; Chromadorea; Rhabditida; Dracunculidae
Source: the annotation of a GenBank genome assembly
AUGCGCCAAUAUUCAGGUCUUGCGUCGAUUCCAUGGUUAUUAAACUCAGAAUUUUAUCCUCUAUGGGCUAGAAGUACGGGAUGCUCGAUUUCAACUUUUUUCAAUUGGUUUUUUAAUCUCAUCGUUUCGUUAACAUUUUUAACACUUUCUCAAGCAAUCACAAAAUAUGGAAUAUUCUUCUUAUAUUCGGGAAUAACUGCCAUCACUUUUGUGUUCGUUUAUAUAUUUGUUCCGGAAACUAAAGGAAAGAGCAUCGAGGAAAUUGAAUUGCUAUUUAUAUCGAAAAAUGAACGAGUAAAACGAAGAAAAAAGAAUUUAAUUAAUGCUUUUCAUUUGGUUGAAUUCCGUUACGAAAAUGAAAUUUGA